CAUCACCACAUCUUUAUUAUAAAUAGUCAUCAUGUACACUUUUCUUUUCUUUCUUUUUUUAGUUUGAGCGUGGGUGGGCGAGGGGCGGCGGGUUGCAUAUUUCAUUUUUUUUGACACUAUAAAUGGAACUCCAAUACCUCUUUUGUCAGUUCAGGUAACUCGUUUUAGUUGUGGUGGAUUUGUUGUUGGAUUCAGAGUUAACCACACUGUGAUGGAUGCUUAUGGAUUCAAAAUGUUUCUAAAUGCAUUAAGUGAAUUAAUUCAAGGAGCUUCUGCACCUUCCAUACUACCUGUAUGGCAAAGGGAUCUUCUAAGUGCAAGAUCAUCCCCAUGCAUUACAUGUACUCACCAUGAGUUUGAUGAGAUAACUGAAUCAAGAACUGCAUGGGAAUCUAUGGAAGACAAGUUGAUACAACGAUCAUUUUUCUUUGGAAAUAAGGAGAUGAAAGCUAUUAAAAAUCAUGUUUCUUCAAAUUGUAAAAGUACAAAAUAUGAGUUGUUAGUGGCAUUUUUAUGGAAAUGUCGUACGAUUGCUCUCAACUUGCACCCUCAAGAAAUUGUUCGUCUGACAUAUUUUGUUAGCAUACGUGGAAAAUCAGUUAAAUAUGAAUUGCGACCUGGAUAUUAUGGAAAUGCAUUCAUCACUCCAGCUGCAGUAUCAAAAGCAAGAUUGUUAUGUUCAAAUCCACUAUCAUAUGCAGUUGAACUAGUCAAGAAACUUAAAGAUCAUUUGACUGAAGAAUACAUUAAAUCAGUGAUAGACUUCAUGAUUAUUAAAGGGAGACCAGAGUUGUCAAAGUCUUGGAAUUUUAUUGUUUCAGAUAAUAGAUCUGUUGGAUUUGAUGAAUAUGAUUUUGGAUGGGGAAAGCCCAUCUUUGGAGGGGCUUCAGCUUCUUUCAUUAGUAUUGGUAUUCCUUUUAAUAAUGAAGAGGGAGAAAAGGGUAUUUUAGUAGCUAUAAGUUUGCCUCCAAUGGCCAUGAAAAAUUUUCAAAAGGUUGUAUUCGAGAUGACUUUAAAUAAUGUUGAAGAAGUUGACAUAAUUUCACGGAUGUAAGAGUUUUGUUUUUGUCUUUCUACCCCAUCAAUACAUGUUUUGGGAGUGAUUAAAUCAAAAUUAUGAAGCUUAAUAUUUCAUCCA
Messenger RNA from Capsicum annuum, 1138 nucleotides. Its product is annotated as methanol O-anthraniloyltransferase. The transcript is spliced from 2 exons. The record is from RefSeq and is a predicted model, not a curated record. Gene Ontology annotation, molecular function: acyltransferase activity, transferring groups other than amino-acyl groups. Lineage: Eukaryota; Viridiplantae; Streptophyta; Magnoliopsida; Solanales; Solanaceae. The coding region runs from base 212 to 1054 and encodes 280 amino acids.